Tachyglossus aculeatus (Australian echidna) is the source of this 1488-nucleotide messenger RNA. RefSeq names its product TATA-box binding protein associated factor 8 (gene TAF8). NCBI's taxonomy places the organism in Eukaryota, Metazoa, Chordata, Mammalia, Monotremata, Tachyglossidae. Gene Ontology annotation, cellular component: transcription factor TFIID complex. The transcript has 8 exons. Gene Ontology annotation, molecular function: protein heterodimerization activity. The record is from RefSeq and is a predicted model, not a curated record. Gene Ontology annotation, biological process: transcription initiation at RNA polymerase II promoter. The coding region runs from base 11 to 934 and encodes 307 amino acids.
UGGACGCAAGAUGGCGGACGCGGCCGCCUCGGCGGGAGGCGCCGGUUCAGGGGCGAGAGGUGGAGGGAAACAAGCCAGCACCCCGGCCGACAACUACUACCUGGCCCGCCGGCGGACGCUGCAGGUGGUGGUCAGCUCCCUGCUGACGGAGGCCGGCUUCGAGAGCGCCGAGAAGGCGUCCGUGGAGACGCUGACGGAGAUGCUGCAGAGCUAUAUUUCAGAAAUGGGGAGGAGCGCCAAGUCAUACUGUGAGCACACGGCCCGGACCCAGCCAACCCUCUCUGACAUCAUGGUUACGCUCAUCGAGAUGGGCUUCAACGUGGAAACCCUCCCCGCGUACGCCAAACGGUCCCAGCGAAUGGUCAUCACGGCACCUCCAGUGACCAGCCAUCCGGUGACUCCCAGAGCCCUAACCGCUGGGCAGAACAAGUCCCACCCGUCUCACAUCCCCAGCCAUUUCCCAGAAUUUCCUGACCCCCAUACCUACAUCAAAACGCCAACGUACCGGGAGCCGGUGUCGGACUAUCAAGUCCUGCGGGAGAAGGCCGCUUCUCAGAGACGGGACGUGGAGCGGGCCCUGACCCGCUUCAUGGCCAAGACGGGCGAGACGCAGAGCCUCUUCAAGGAUGACGUCAGCACAUUCCCUCUGAUCGCCGCCCGCCCGUUCACCAUCCCGUACCUGACGGCCCUCCUCCCGUCGGAACUGGAGAUGCAGCAGCUGGAAGAGACCGACUCCUCCGAGCAGGACGACCAGACGGACACCGAAAACCUGCCCAUUCACAUCAGCACGGACGAGUCGGGAGCCGAGAAGGAGAACGCUUCCGUCCUGCAGCAGAACACCUCCCUGUCGGGGAGCCGGAACGGGGAGGAGAAUCUGAUCGACAACCCCUACCUCCGGCCCGUGAAGAAACCCAAGAUCCGCAGGAAAAAGUGAAGGAAGAGGAGCGCGCUGUGGAGGGGGGGAAGGAGGAGGAGGAAGGAGGAGCAGAGGAAGAGCCGGAGGAGGGAGAGGGAAGGGGCACGGAAAGCUUCCGUUGCCACAGAACCCCAGUGGGCUGCUCUGUGGGCCCCUCGAAGCCGCCAGGUCUGCGAAGCCUGGCCGGUUUCUGGUCCCCUCAACGGCGGAGGGGAGGCCGGCCGGGUGGGGCUCUGGGUCCUCUUCCUUUUUCUCACGGGCUCGGAGGUGGGCCUGGAGAGAGGGGACUCUAGCAGCCCUUCGGGGAGGCUCUGAGCUUCCGCGGCAGUAACGUCCUUCUCCCCAUUACGGGAGCAGAGCCACUGUGUGGAGGAGGAAAAGAGUCAGCCCGAGCCUCCAGGAAAAGACCGUAAAGACCGACAACCUAGCUUUUGUCUAUUUCUAUUUCUUGGUCAUUUGCCUGGGCCUUUUGGAGGAAGAUGUGGAAGGGAUUUAAACAGUGAAAAGUUUUGUUUGCCUUAGUUCAUAAUAAAAACUUAAAGUUGGCAUCGGGGAAGCCUAAAUCCCGGAAG